Molecule: messenger RNA, 1296 nt
Organism: Aspergillus fischeri NRRL 181
Lineage: Eukaryota; Fungi; Ascomycota; Eurotiomycetes; Eurotiales; Aspergillaceae
Product: DNA-directed RNA polymerase I subunit RPA43
Exons: 1
Coding region: 1-1296 (431 amino acids)
Biological process (GO): DNA-templated transcription initiation
Cellular component (GO): RNA polymerase I complex
Source: RefSeq, a predicted model, not a curated record
AUGGCUGUCGAUGCAAUGGAUGUAGACUCGAGCCCUGCGCCUGCGGCAGUGGCUGAGCCUGAGCGCAAGCGCAAACACAAGCACAAGGACCAGUCCUCGAAGAAGAAGCGGAAGCACGACUCCAAGCUGAUCGCCGACGAGACAACAGUCCACGAGACGACAAGCAAAAAGUCCUCCAAGAGCAAAGAGAAGAGCAAGCAAAAGUCGUCUGAGGACGCACCAUUACCCUCCGACUCGCCUUAUGUUCUGACCACCGCCACUCUUUACCUUCCGCUAUCGCCCAUCUCCAUCUCGCCCACCCAUGCGCUGGCCUCUCUGCUGGCAGAGCACCUCUCGCCUCUCCUCCUCACAUACUACCCGCCUUUACAGGGUGUGAUCCUGGCCUACUCCAACGCCUCGAUAUCGAGCGAACCGCCGAGCGCGUCUUCCCCGUCAUCUGAUCCCCAAGACAACCCGCAGCCGUUGACGCUCGCAAAGACAGCAGACGAGUACGGCGUCCUGUACAUCUACCUGACAGCCACAUUCCUAGUCUUCCGCCCGCAGCGCGGCCAGAUUCUGGAGGGCUGGGUCAACGUCCAGUCCGAGGGCUUCCUCGGCGCCGUCGUCCUGAACCUGUUCUCCGUCGGAAUCGAGCGCAAGAGACUCCCCUCGGACUGGAAAUGGGUCCCACCUGGCGAAGAAGAAGAGGAAAACGGAUUCAACAGCAGCGAAAAGCCAAAGAAGAAGGUCUUCUCGUCGACCGAAGAUGAAGACGACUCGGAACCCUCGUCCCACUUUGACCCGGAAAUGGAACACUUCAAGCCCAUCUCGCUCGCCUCCAACGCCAACCCCUUCUCCGAAACCAUGGACCUUAACAAUGGCUCCGCCGACGACGACGAGUCCGCCGCAGAGGGCUACUUCCAGUCCGUCUCGGGCCACCGCGUCCGCGGGACCGUCCGGUUCAGAGUCGUCGAUAUCGACGUCAUCCCCGGUUCUGAUCGCGAGCGUGGCUUCCUCAGUAUCGAGGGUACCAUGCUGUCGCCCGAAGAGGAAGCCCGAGUCCUCGAAGACGAGCGCAAUGGGAAUUACUCUUCUAUGACCCCUCGACCACAGGGCCAGUGGGAACCCUCGAGCGCUAUGUCCGGCGCAUUAGCAGGUUCGUCCUCGGCUGCUCCUAGCACUGCCGAUGCAGGCGCCGACGCCGACGCAGGUACGGGAGCCUUGGAAGAAUCACCGAGCAAGAAGAAGGAGCGCAAGACGGAAAAGGAGAAGAAAUCCAAGCCCUCGAAAUCAAAGAAGAAAAAGGAGGAGAAAUGA